Thelazia callipaeda (thelaziosis nematode) is the source of this 1740-nucleotide messenger RNA. The record is from the annotation of a GenBank genome assembly. NCBI's taxonomy places the organism in Eukaryota, Metazoa, Nematoda, Chromadorea, Rhabditida, Thelaziidae.
AUGAAUGAGGUCGAUGAUGAUAUUUGCUCAAGACAAAGACAGCGAGGAUAUCCAUCAAUUAAUACUGCGCGACCGAUAGUUACAACUACAACAAAUGAUAGUACAAUAGCACCAGCAACAGUAAUUAACACAACAGUAAGAAAUUCUACGUCAGUUUCAACACCGCAAACUGAAUUACCGAGAAGUGGGAAAAAUGAGGAAAAACGAGGCAUUCUUAGAAGUCUUUCGUUUCAAUUCAGUACUUCAUUAAAUCGUGGCAAACGUCGUAUGAAACAUGUCUUUGGUAAUUCACAUGAAGUUGAAGCAUCUGAAAGUAAGCCAAAUCGUUUAGAAUUGGCAAUGUAUUCAUCAACACUCGGCGUUCAACAUUAUGGUAUUAUGUUAAAACAAAGCAAACGAAAAAAUCGAACAGCAAAAUGGAAUAAACGGUUUUUUAUACUUAAAGAAUGCUUUUUGGUUUACUACAAAGUUUCUGAAAAAAAAACAUUCCAAAAGAGAAAGCGAAUGAAUCUACACCCAAAGGGUGUGGUGCCUCUAGUAGGAUGCUCUGUAGUAGCUGGUCAAGAUCAUGGACAUAAAAACUGCUUACUUAUCACUCACACACAAUUUAAAUCAGCUAUUAUAGUGUGUGCACCUGAUUCAAAAACGCAAGAAAGUUGGCUAGCUGCUCUUCGUGAUGCUACUAAAAUGCAAAAUACAAUUUCUUGGGAAAAAUUAGUGGAAGACUUAGAAAGCCAUGGUGUUCUUUUGAGUGAGGAAAAAAAAAUGUAUGAAGAAAAAUUAUUAGCUGAAGCAAAAGCUCGUCAAGAAGAACAUAGUCGAUAUUUGUGCUUAGAACGAGCAAAAGAUGAACUUGAAAAAGAACGAGAAAGACUAAUACGAAUGACUAAAAAAUUAAGAGAUGACCUACAAAGUGUAAAAAAUGAAUUAAAAAUAACAAACGAAACAAAAAAAACAUUAGAACAAGAAAAGAUUUCAUUGAAUGCUAAAACAGAGCAUCUCGUUAGCAAUAUGCAAUCAUUGAAUUUGGAGAAGUCUAAAAUCGAAGAGCAAGUCUCAUCAAUUAUUAAAGAACGUGAAAAAUUCUUACUUGAAAAUCAAAAUCUUUCAACUACUGCAUGCCAGUUGAAAAAUCGUUUAAUGGAAAUUGAAACUAAAACAAAUUGCAUUUUGGCGGAAAAGGAACGAGUUGAAGCAAUGCUUCGUUUGAAUGAAAAAAAAACGAUCGAUUUAGAAAAAGAAAGAGAAUAUUAUAAUAAUCAAACAAUGGAAUUAUUAAAUUCAUUAAGAGAAGUGAGUGAGCAACGAGAUAUGACAGAAGCCGAAUUGAAGGAUGAAGUGUUAGCACGUAUAGGGGCAGAAAAACAACUUCAAGCAGCAGAAAAAGCUUUGGAGCAUUUAGAAACUGCGUUAAAACUUACAGGAGCACAGAUGAGUGAACUUCAAGAACAUAUUAUGCCAGAUGUACAUAAAUUGCGAGAAUUUUUUGAACAGUGUGCCGAGGAAGCAAAAAUGGAUGCAAAUCGACCAAUUAUUAUGAGAAAUGCAUUACAUGCACGACGUUCAUUACGACGUAGCAAAACACGUAUCCGCGGUUCAUUUCGACGUAAAUUAGCACCUGUAAUAACUUUACAACCAGUUUCAACAGCAACUGAUACCAAUACUAUUUUAUCAGAAGAAACAUCAAAUUCAGAAGAAUCAACGACGAAAAUUGAACCAAAUAGCCUCAUGCAUCUUUAA